AUGUCGACUCGUGUGGCAGGCUGGAAGGGGCUGACCCUACCGCAAAAGCUGAUCUACAGCAGCGCGGUGGUCAACUUGGGGGUGCUGAGCUUUGUUUGGGUCAAGCGCCAGAUGAAGAUGUCAGACAAGGAGCAGAAAGAAGUGGAGGAAAUGCAGGCUACCAUGGCCGAGAUCGCCACUGAAAGCUGGAGCGAAAACAGCCGAUAUAGGUGCUUCUUUGCGGCACAGCAGUACUACCUGUUGAACGCCAACGGCCCGGAGGAGGAGACCGGAGGGGGGGCACAAAAGCUCCUCGACGUGAUGGCGCAGUGCCGCGAGGACAUCUACAAGAAGAUCCCGAAGGACACGCCGGCAUCGCGGCCACCUGCCAUGGCUUCUCAAUGA
Molecule: messenger RNA, 384 nt
Organism: Symbiodinium sp. CCMP2456
Lineage: Eukaryota; Dinophyceae; Suessiales; Symbiodiniaceae
Source: the annotation of a GenBank genome assembly